AUGGCUGACAAAGUCAAUCUCGGAGGUUUCUUUAAGAGUGAAGCCUAUGCUAACUCAUUCAAACGCGUGGAGAUGAUCACCCGCCCAUUCGCCGAAAUACUGGUUGAGCAAAGCAAAGUGAGCGCCGAAUCUAAGGCCAAUCCUGGGCAGCCUCUAGUGAUCCUUGACAAUGCCUGCGGCACUGGUGUCAUCUCCAGCAUCCUUAAUGAAACGCUUGACGACAAUGUCAAGAAGAUGUUGAAGCUGACCAGUGGAGACAUUUCGUCGGCAAUGAUCGAGUACACUACGAACCGCAUGCAGCAAGAGGGCUGGCAGAACACGGAGACAAAAAUCGUAGAUGCGCAGAAGCCUGACCUGGCUAGCGCUCAUUUCUCUCACAUUUUCACUGCUUUCGCCUAUAUGGCACUCCCCGAGUCUGUUAAGGCUCUCAAUGAAACCGUCCGAAUGCUGCAACCUGGUGGGACUAUUGCUUUCUCAACCUGGAUCGAACCCGGCUGGAUGGCCAUUGCCCGAAAUGCAAUCGAAAGUAUGCCAGGCGACCUGUGGUUUCCAGAGACCGCAAAGCUCUUGGCAGUCAUGAGUGAUGGGAAAUGGGACUCAAAGCCUUGGAUCGAGUCCCAGCUUGAGGAACGUGGGUUUCAGGACAUCAAUGUCCGCGCAACGACAGUAAAACAGACUCUCACAUCGCCUGUCUUCGUGGACAUGGCCAUGUUGAUGAUUCCCACGAUGAUCAACUCCUUUUGGACUGAGAAGCAACGGGAGGAAAACAAGGAUAAGAUUCGUCCAGCGCUAGAGAAGUACAUGGCAGACACUUACGGGAAUGGGAACAUCGACACCGAUUGGGUGGCUAUUCUGUCCACUGCGCGCAAGUCUUGCUAG
Molecule: messenger RNA, 879 nt
Organism: Penicillium vulpinum
Lineage: Eukaryota; Fungi; Ascomycota; Eurotiomycetes; Eurotiales; Aspergillaceae
Gene: gtmA
Product: gliotoxin thiomethyltransferase
Exons: 4
Coding region: 1-879 (292 amino acids)
Molecular function (GO): methyltransferase activity
Source: RefSeq, a predicted model, not a curated record